Saccharomyces eubayanus is the source of this 3114-nucleotide messenger RNA. It is a transcript of the gene NUP120, whose product is annotated as Nup120p. Gene Ontology annotation, molecular function: structural constituent of nuclear pore. Gene Ontology annotation, cellular component: nuclear pore. The transcript has a single exon. The record is from RefSeq and is a predicted model, not a curated record. Bases 1 to 3114 code for a protein of 1037 amino acids. NCBI's taxonomy places the organism in Eukaryota, Fungi, Ascomycota, Saccharomycetes, Saccharomycetales, Saccharomycetaceae.
AUGGCAUGCCUCUCGAGAAUUGAUGCAAAUUUGCUUCAGUAUUACGAAAAAUCUAAACCUAAUAAUACCGUUGAUUUAUACAUCAACAAUAACGGCAAUAAUAAGAGAUUCAAAACUGGAGAGAGCGUAAUUACAACUCCAGUUUCUCAACACCAUGGUAGCGAAUAUUCGAAUUGUAUCCUUUUGAGUAACUCCGAAUAUAUCUGUUACCACCUUUCCUCAAAAUCAACACUAUUAACAUUUUAUUCUUUAAGUGAUGCAUAUAAUGGCAAGACGAUAAAUGUUCACUUACCAAAUGCUUCUAUGAAUCAAAGACAUACCUUAACGAUACGAGAGGUAAACCAAUGUUUGCUGGCUAAUUUGAUUUUGAAAGACGGUUCGUUCUUAACUUUGCAACUACCCCUAAGUUUUAUCUUUUCAUCAGAUGACACUCUCGACAAAGAGUGGUUUCACAUUCAGAACCCAUAUGAUUUCACAGUCAGGAUUCCUCAUUUCCUGUAUUUUGUAGCACCCGAGUUCUCUGUCGUAUUUUUGGAAGAUGGUGGUUUGUUGGGUCUAAAGAAAAUUGAUAACUUAAAUUACGAGCCCUUACUAUUCAAUGAUAAUUCUUAUUUGAAAAGUUUAACAAGAUUUUUUUCCAAAAAUUCCAGUUCAGAUUUUGAUGGUGUGAUCAGUUGCAAGCUAUUCCAUGAGAAAUAUUUAAUCGUUUUGACUCAAAAUUGCCAUUUAAAAAUUUGGGACUUAGCUUCAUUUGCCCUAAUACAAGAUUAUGAUAUAAUUUCUCAACCAGGUUUAAAUACAAGUCAUUUCAGAAAAGUGGAAGUGGUAGGACAGUACCUUUCCUUAUAUAACAAUACUCUGGUUACAUCGUUGCCUUUAGAAAAUGGGCUUUUCCAAAUGGGUACUUUGUUAGUCGAUUCAAACGGUAUUUUGACUUACACUUUUCAAAAUAAUAUUCCUACUAAUCUUUCCGCAUCUGCCAUUUGGUCAAUUGUGGAUUUAGUGUUAACGAGACCAUUGGAGUUGAACGUUGAGUCUAGUUAUCUAAAUUUGAUUGUUUUGUGGAAAAGUGGUACUACCAGCAAAUUACAGAUACUGAACAUAAAGGAUGAAAGUUAUAGAAACUACGAAUGGAUAGAAUCGGUAAAUAAAUCUUUAGUAGAUUUACAGUCUGAACAUGACUUAGAUAUCGUAACAAAAACUGGAGAUAUCGAAAGAGGUUUAUGUAACUUGAAAUCAAGAUACGGUGCCCAAAUAUUUGAACAUGCACAACAAAUUUUGAGUGAAAACAAGAUCGUUAUGGCUCAUAACGAAGACGAAGAAUAUUUGGCAAACCUGGAAACGAUAUUAAGAGAUGUGAAAACUGCUUUUAAUGAAGCUUCUUCGAUAACUCUUUACGGUGAUGAAAUUAUCCUUGUUAAUUGUUUUCAACCAUACAACCAUUCUCUCUACAAACUUAAUACUACAGUGGAGAAUUGGUUUUACAAUAUGCAUUCCGAUACUCAAGAGUCUGAGCUAUUCAAGUAUCUAAAGACAUUAAACGGGUUCGCUUCUACAUUGUCUAGCGAUGUGCUCAGGUCGAUUUCUAGAAAGUUUCUGGACAUAAUAACCGGAGAGCUACCGAAUUCUCUGACUACUUCUGAAAAAUUCACAGAUAUUUUCAAAAGUUGCUUAGAAAACCAAUUUGAAAUCACAAAUCUAAAGAUCCUUUUUGAUCAAUUAAACUCAUUCGAUAUCUUAGGUGUCUUGAAUGAUUUAAUUAAUAACCAAAUGAAGCCUGGCGUAUUUGCUAAGAAGGAUUUUAUCUCUUCAAUCAAGUUCGAUGCUUUUACAAGUAUAAUUUCCACAGAAACUAUUCACCAAUUAAUCUCCAUACAUUAUCGUAUUACUUUACAAGUAUUAUUGACGUUUAUCCUGUUAGACUUUGAUGGUAACAUUUUUGAACAACAAUUGUCCACUUUAUUGGAUUUGCAUUAUAAGCAAUCUUUAUUCUUACACCUCUAUAGACAAGAUAAGUUUCUAUUAACGAAGGUUCUUCUCAAGAACUCAUCUGAAUAUUCUUAUGGUGUCAAAUUCUUCAACUACGGACAGCUCAUUUCCUAUAUUGACUCGUUAAACUACGAUGUCUACAACGCUUCAAUCACGGAGAACUCAUUCUUUUUAGCAUUUUUCAAAUCGUAUAUCGUUGAUAACUCCUCGCAUAAGAAUACAAGUUUCUUCUUGGAGAAUGUUGAGCGUCCCUUCUAUUUACGUAAUAAUGCGGUACGGGAGUUUAUGUUUGCCAUGACGUUAUUCAGUUGCGGUAAAUUCGAUCAAUCAUACGAAAUAUUUCAAUUACACGAUUAUCCAGAAGCCAUUAACGACUUAUUGCCGACAUUUCUAGAAGAUCUUAAAAGUGAAAUUUACCAUGGCGGCAGUAUAUGGAAAGACCUUUUGGGUACUUUCGCAUCACCAUAUAGACAUUCUGCUUUCUACUAUCAAUUAUCUCUUCUAUUCGAUAGCAAUAACAGUCAGGAGUUUGCCUUGAAAUGUAUAUCGAAAUCAGCAGAAUAUUCACUGAAAGAAAUUCAAGUUGAAGAACCUCAAGAAUUCAAAGAGAGGCAGCAUAUCCACUAUUUAAAUCUUUUAAUCCAUUUCAGAAUGUUUGAAGAAGUUUUGGACAUUCUGAGAUUAGGUCAUGAAUACCUCACUGAUACGAUAAGAACUAACUUUUUCCGUUUACUACUGAUGAAAGAUGCAUAUUCUCAUGAUUUUUUCAGUACGCUCUUACGCUUAUGCGAUUCUCAUGCAAAUGAUGAAGGACUUUACCUUCGUACUGUGGAUAUCAAAAUAGUGGAUAACAUUUUAUCCGAAAACUUAAGAAGCAGCGAUUGGAAAUGCUUCAAGAAGAUCUACUGCUUUAGAAUGUUGAACAAGAGCGAGAGGUCGGCUGCAGAAGUGCUGUACAAGUAUGUUUCAAUGCAAUCUGACAUCAAUGUUAUUGAAAAGAAGAAGUGUUAUUUAAUGAUUAUUAACGUAUUAUCUACCUUUGACAGCUCAUAUGACCAAUGGAUCUUGGACGGUAGCAGAGUGAUAACAUUAACCGAUAUAAAAGACGAAUUGAGCAAUCUCUAG